Messenger RNA from Macroventuria anomochaeta, 1401 nucleotides. RefSeq lists its product as uncharacterized. Gene Ontology annotation, biological process: regulation of DNA-templated transcription. NCBI's taxonomy places the organism in Eukaryota, Fungi, Ascomycota, Dothideomycetes, Pleosporales, Didymellaceae. Bases 1 to 1401 code for a protein of 466 amino acids. The transcript is spliced from 2 exons. The record is from RefSeq and is a predicted model, not a curated record. Gene Ontology annotation, molecular function: DNA-binding transcription factor activity.
AUGAACACACCUCAACUGUCACCUAUUCAGUCUCAGCCUCCUAUGCAUCCACCACAAACCCCCGGUCACCUGACACUCUCGCUUCCACCUCUACGCCAACUUUCCAGUACACCGCCCACUCCCUCCAGUCGCCGACAUGACAAUCCAUUAGGUGUUCCGUCCAUCUUGAAUCCUCAAGCUGAAUUGAUCGAACAGCAGCGGGACUUACGACAUAGCGGGCUCCAGCUGAAGACUCCGUCUCCUGUGGACACUCAGCACUCACACAGUCUUCCCUCCAUCAGUCGACCAACUAGUGUGGAUUCUAUGCAGGAUGAACAAAGGCCGCAAAGGCUAUUCCAGCCACCAGGCCGGCCCUCUGCUAGGCAUGUGGUAACUCCCAAGUCGCCCAACCUACACAGGACACAGAGCCUCGGUGGCCUCAACCGUCCCACAGGCACAAUUGAUGCUCACCAGUCACCCUUCUUGACUGCAAGUGUGCGUCCUUCUGAGCCAGCAACCUCUCAUCCAGCUCCGCCUACCCCUCCUGCCGGGAGCAGAACAGGUUACUUCCCGCCACUGACCACGUCAACACCAACAUCAAACAUGUUGCGUACUGAAGGGCGUCGAUCAAGUGCGCAAUUCCUGCCAUCCGGUAGCGCAAGCCCAUUGCGACAGUACUCUCCUUAUAGCCAGUCUGCAUCAACUGCCUCCGGAUACGACAGCCAUGGCGGGCAAGGCCACUAUACAUCCGCCUCACAUGAAGCUCGCCAAUCUGGUCCACCAUUGGAGCUGGAGCGUAACAUGAUACCUGUUGCCCCAAGUGGUCAGAGCAGCAUUCAAAUUAUGACCAUCAAAAGCCAACAGGGCCACAAUGUGCAGAUUCCAGUAGACGUCCAGGCUGCCUCAAAAGUUGCGGAUGAGAAGAGGAAGCGUAACGCAGGCGCAUCUGCUCGUUUCCGUGCUCGCCGCAAAGAGAAGGAGCGUGAGGCAUCUAUGAGCAUAUCGAGACUGGAACAGCAAGUUCAUGAGGCCAUGGAGAGGGCUGAGUUUUACCGAUCUGAAAGGGAUUUUUUCAGGUCUAUCGUAUUCCAGCAGCUGGGCACCGACAGAGAUUACCAAAGACCCAGGUCACCGGUUGUACGACGUCUAUCGUCCACACCCUCGCAUGCACCUUCUCCGAUGAACGACAACGGGUCUGACGGGUCUUACGGUGAUUACGAGGAAGACCGUGACACAGACCGCAAUGUGCGACGACGCACUAGCAGCUACCAGCCGAUUCCUGGACCCCCGCCGAUAGACACGAACGUAUCGUCUUUCGCUCCUCAUGGCUACGCGUCAUCACAUGGCCCCUCUCCCCGCGGUCAACGAUAUGCUCCAAAUGAUCAAGGGCAUUUGCCAGCUUUGCAGCAAACUAUGAUGUAG